AUGGCGAUCAAUUGGAUCCUACUCAUCAGCCGUCAAGGCAAGGUUCGUCUUGCCAAAUGGUUCACCACCAUGUCGCCCAAGGCAAAACUCAAGAUCACAAAAGAUGUCACGCAGCUUGUUCUGGCGAGACGAACAAGGAUGUGUAACUUUCUUGAGUACAAGGAUAGCAAAGUGGUCUAUCGACGAUACGCGUCGCUCUUUUUUGUAACUGGAAUUAGUCAAGGUGACAACGAGCUGGUAACACUCGAGAUCAUCCAUCGAUAUGUCGAGGUGCUUGAUCGGUAUUUUGGCAACGUUUGCGAGCUCGACCUCAUCUUCAACUUUCAAAAGGCAUAUGCAAUUCUCGACGAGCUCAUCAUUGCAGGCGAAAUGCAAGAAUCUUCCAAAAAGUCCGUGUUGCGGACCGUCAGUCAGAGCGAUUCGAUCGAAGAAGCAGAGCAGUCAGAAGAUUCGUUGGCGAGAAUUGGCAGCAGGUCAGGUUAA
Messenger RNA from Mycosarcoma maydis (corn smut), 483 nucleotides. Its product is annotated as putative AP-1 complex, subunit sigma1. The transcript is spliced from 4 exons. The coding region runs from base 1 to 483 and encodes 160 amino acids. Gene Ontology annotation, molecular function: clathrin-cargo adaptor activity. Gene Ontology annotation, biological process: vesicle-mediated transport; protein transport. The record is from RefSeq and is a predicted model, not a curated record. Gene Ontology annotation, cellular component: AP-1 adaptor complex; intracellular membrane-bounded organelle. NCBI's taxonomy places the organism in Eukaryota, Fungi, Basidiomycota, Ustilaginomycetes, Ustilaginales.